GCCUUAAGCCCCCCGCCCGCCCGCGCGCUCGCCUCCUGCACCCCUCUCUGCCGCUGAGAGGCAGUCGUCCGACAGGUGCAGCCCUUCCAGGCGCGGCGGCCGGGACGUGCUCCCCGUUCCUCUCCCCGCCGCGUUUCAAGAUUGUGGCUCGGCUCGGCUCGGCCCUUCUCCAACUCGGGUGGACACGUAACCGGCCCAAAGCGGUUUGUCUAAGUAGGUGGGGGAGAGAAGCCUGGGCGCGAGCGUGUCCGGGAGGAGCGUUGCCCGUCGCAGCCGAAGCCCGGAGGCCGCGGCACCCGGAGCGCCCGCGGCGGGUUUGCUCUUGCUGUGGCAGCAGCCUUCACGGACUGGCGCGUGUCUCCUGCGGGGCAGCCUCGGGUCCAGCCUCCCGAAAGGCUGCUGUGGCCCAGCCUGGGCCAGGAGAGUUCGUGUUGGCACUUCAAGGGGUCCGAUGCGAUUCUGGGGGCUGGAAGUGUGGACAGGAGAGGGGCCUACAACUCUCAGGGUGCCCCGGCCAGCAUUGCUAGCUGAGGUGUGCUGCACAGUGUAUGCUAAACGUGCACGGGAUUGUGCCUUGACUUGUGUACAGGAUUACAGGAUUGUGUUUGCUGCCGCAUCGUACGAUGUUUGCUGCACUCUGGAAGUGAAGAAAACUGAACAUCCUGAUGCGACCGAGUGGACUUGCCGUAGAAGAUUCUAAACUUGAUGGACCUUUAUUACAGAUUUUAUUUAUGAACAAUACUGUUUCAAAGCAAUAUCAUCAGGAAAUUGAGGAUUUUAUAUCUAGUUUAGUUCAACGAUUUGAGGAGCAGCAGAGAGCUGAAUCGGACAAGGCCUACUUCAAUGUCAAACCUCAGCCUUCUAGUUUUGUGUUGGAAGAAAAUCACAAAGCAACACGGUCAAAUGCAUCCAAAAAAAUCAAGGAAGCUUUUAGUGUUGUAGGAAGUGUUCUUUAUUUUACCAAUUUUUGCCUUGAUAAACUGGGGCAGCCUAUAUUAAAUGAAAAUCCUCAGCUGACAGACGGAUGGGAAAUACCCAAAUACCAGCAAGUUUUCACACAGAUUCUUUCCCUAGAUGGACAAGAGAUACAAGUAAAGUCUAAAAGCAGGCCGAAGCCUCACUGCUUCAAUUGUGGCUUGGAAGACCAUCAAAUGAAAGAUUGCCCACAGCCUCGAAACGCUGCCCGUAUAAAUGAAAAAAGAAAAGAGUUUAUGGAUGCUUGUGGAGAGGCAGGCAACCAAAACUUCCAACAGCGCUAUCAUGCAGAUGAAGUUGAAGAAAGGUUUGGAAGAUUCAAACCAGGAGUAAUUAGCGAAGAACUUCAAGAUGCCCUUGGUGUUAACGACAAGACCCUCCCUCCGUUCAUCUAUCGCAUGCGGCAGCUGGGCUAUCCCCCAGGCUGGCUCAAAGAGGCUGAAAUGGAAAAAUCUGGGCUGGCGCUCUAUGACGGGAAAGCAUCUCCCGGCGGUGAAACAGAGGAAGACGACUAUUACCAACAGAACCGCCACGUCUCUUACGACGUCUCCAAGUUGAUCAAUUAUCCAGGUUUUAAUAUUUCCACUCCAAACGGAGUAACAGAUGAAUGGAGGAUGUUUGGUUCAGUACCUCUUCAGCCAUCUCAGCAGAAGGAAAUAUUUGCCCACUAUCUGUCUACCUAUAGUUCGGGAAGUUCAAAAUCCCGAAAUAAAAGACCUUCAUCUCACCAGAGUUCCCAUCAUCCCAAAAGAAAGAAAGGAGGCAACACGGAAGGAACACCAGCUGACAUGGAGAUGGAUUCUGACUUGGAACUCGCGCAGAACUCUCCGUGUUACGGUGGCUUCCAGUUCCAACCUCCACUGCCUCCUGGGUCGCCUCUGAACGCAACUCCUCCCCCACUGCCGAGGGGCACUCCCCCGUGCACGCCACCCAACUUCACCCCCCCACAGCCACCGACGGGUACACCGCCACCGCUGCCCCGUGACACUCCGCCUUUGACGCCUUCCGACGACUCCGCGACUCUGAGAGCAGAGGGCUCCACCAUGGACGAAGACACGCUGACGCUGGAAGAGCUGGAGGAGCAGCAGCGGCUCAUCUGGGCGGCCCUGGAGCAGGCCGACAGUGCCACCAGUGACUCUGACAUCCCUGCGGGCACUCCUCUGGCGGGGAACUCGCUGGCCUCGUCACCCUCGAGAAUCGAGCCGGAAGUCGUUGUGGAAGAAAUAACCUGCAAGCAGCUGAAUGCGUCAGAAGCUGGCCCUCCCGCCGACAGGGAGCAGGUCCUCGAAGCAGAAGAGUCGGGGAGCAGAGAGAUUUUGGUUGACGAAACGGAAGAGCAUGACACUAAACCAAUUUCAUCCGCUGAACUGAUUGAUUUAACAGAAGAGGAAGAUCCGGCUCACGUGGAUUCCGAAGGCAGAGUGGAGAGCUGCCCCUCCGCCUCUGUGAAUGAGGGAAACCAUGGGGAAGACUGCGGGGAAUCUCUCACGGUUGCGAGGGAUGAGGUGGCGUCCAAGAACGGCAGCCACGUCCCUGACAUGAGCAAAUUUGCCGCUGGGAUAACACCCUUUGAAUUCGACAACAUGGCCGAAUCAACUGGGAUUUACCUCCGAAUAAGAAGCGUGCUAAAAAAUUCCCCCAGAAACCAGCAAAAGGGCAAGAAGCCUUCCAUUUAGUGGCCCCGCUCCUCCCACAUGGUUUUACCCAAAAGAAACCAGCCGCCUGGGAUGCUGCUCUGUACUUACAUAAAAACACCAAGCUAAGAACAGACACAUAGAAAAUGGUUGCUUUGUUCUUCCUAAAAUGGUGUGAUUUAUUUUUUAAUGUCCAGUGUACAGGGCUUCCAUUUUGACUUUAGGACCAAUUGCAGCCUAAAGGAAAAAAAAUAUUUCCGCUAAUAUAAAUAAGAGCUACUGAGUGACUUAGUUAUCCAAUAUUACUUUACAGACUCUUCCGAAAAGGCCCUCCAAAUAUGGGUUAAUCUUUCUGGCUCUGUUUUGACUUGUGAGUUUCAGCAGCGACAAGUGAAGGUUUUUGUGCUGUGUACAUGAAGCCUGUUCUUUCCACAUGGAGCUGAUCAUCCUAUAGAUAAGUUGACUGUCAGCAGUUUUUAAAAGGUUACAAGCUUUUUAAAAUGCUUUCCCUUCCAUUUAAGAGAGAGAGAGAUCUGCCAAUCAGGUGGGAAUAAUCAGGGAUUACUUUGCAACUGUCUACCCUUUUUGAAAAGUUUUAUAAGUAAUUUAUGUGAGUCAAUUUUUUCAGUCAUUUCUGCUUUUUUUUGGUAACAUCCUCAUAUAGUUGAACUUGCUGUACAUAUAUGUCAACAGUUGUGUACAGAGGUUUAAUAAACGAGCUUUUCAUAA
Varanus komodoensis (Komodo dragon) is the source of this 3338-nucleotide messenger RNA. RefSeq names its product zinc finger CCHC-type containing 8 (gene ZCCHC8). The transcript has 14 exons. Lineage: Eukaryota; Metazoa; Chordata; Lepidosauria; Squamata; Varanidae. The record is from RefSeq and is a predicted model, not a curated record. Gene Ontology annotation, molecular function: RNA binding; zinc ion binding. Gene Ontology annotation, cellular component: catalytic step 2 spliceosome. Bases 666 to 2651 code for a protein of 661 amino acids.